GCAAUUUCAAUGCAGCCUUUGCUAAAUUGAAAAUGUAGUAUUCGCGAAAAAGGAGGAAAAAUAAAAAUAAAUUGAACAAGGGCGAAAAGUAACGCAGCUGAUUUUCGAAGUGCCGUUGUGGGAAGCAGAAGCUGCCGCAACAAUGGCGGCAAACUCUCAGAAACCAGGUUUCGAAACGUUUCGUUUAUUCUCAUCUUCGGACAACGCGGGUCUGGGCUUUCUUGAUUCUCCAGAAACACCUCUCCCACCUCCACCUCCUUGUGUCGAAGUACUUUCCUCCGAGAUAUCUGCAUCUCUGAAAUAUACCGUCGAGCCGUUGAACUUGGGGGAACUUACUUUGCUCAAGGGCCGUGUAAAUGCGCAAGAGGUUUUUGGUCUAUCCAACUCUGAUUUAGUCCCAGGGAAAUAUGAAGGGGGACUGAAGUUAUGGGAGGGUUCACUGGAUCUAGUUAAAGCCCUUCGCUCGGAGGUCAAAAAUGGCAAUUUGUCAUUCCGCAGAAAGCGAGUUUUAGAGCUUGGAUGUGGUCAUGGACUUCCAGUCUUUGCAUGCCUUGAGGGUGCAGCUGCUGUACAUUUUCAGGACUUCAAUGCUGAGGUCAUACGUUGUCUAACCAUUCCCAAUGUAAAUGCAAAUCUUUUGGAAAAGAAUCAACCCUCAGUAGCAAACGUGAGCAAUUCUGGUGGUGAGCUUCGUUUCUUUGCUGGUGACUGGAGUGAAAUCCAUAAACUUCUUCCCCAUGUACAAGAGAAUGAGAAGGAUGUAAACCAUAGCUCAGGGCAUGGUCAAAUUGCUAGUUAUGAUAUUAUCUUAAUGGCAGAGACGGUCUACUCAAUCUCCACUCUCCAAAGCCUUUAUGAACUUAUAAAGAAGUGUACAAGCUGUCCUCGUGGAGUUGUUUAUAUGGCGGCAAAGAAGUAUUAUUUUGGAGUGGGUGGGGGAACACGGCGGUUCCUGUCUUUGGUGGAGAAAGAUGGUAUUAUGGCAGCUAGCCUGGUUGCCGAAGUCGCAGAUGGUUCAUCCAAUGUUCGAGAGGUAUGGAAGCUUUCGUUUAGAUCUGGAUUUUGAAUUAUGUGGCUGGAAGCAAUCAUUGUCCAACUAGCAUUUGACAAAUUUUAGUAUAUUUCUUUCCCAAGCCAUGUAUGGACGCAUAGCCUUUUUUAAUUUUUUAUAGUUGGGUUUUUGUUUUUAUUAAUUGUUAUUACUAUUAUCAUUAGUGUCAGUCUUAGUAACCUGGUGUUUCUGUAU
Messenger RNA from Juglans microcarpa x Juglans regia, 1246 nucleotides. Its product is annotated as histidine protein methyltransferase 1 homolog. The record is from RefSeq and is a predicted model, not a curated record. Lineage: Eukaryota; Viridiplantae; Streptophyta; Magnoliopsida; Fagales; Juglandaceae.